GGGCGUGUGGGGUGACUCGGGUGUUUGUGGUUUGUGUCAGCAGCCCAUCAGCCGAUCAACUCCACGACAGGUUCUUGCUUGAGCUCUUAAGCCCAGAAGUAGUACAAACUCGGGCUGUAAGAGGUCGAGGAAUUUUCAUUUCUCCGUUGACCGGUGUCCCAGCUGUGUAUCAUCAGUACAGCUCGCUGUUUCCCUUCAAGGAAACAUAUUUUUAUGAACCUGUUGAUUUAAUUUAAAGCUUCAAAAUUAUUCGCAGGCUGGCAACUAUGGCUGAGAAGCUGAGAUUCAAUGGACGAGUCGCUGUUGUCACAGGAGCGGGAGCAGGUUUGGGACGAACCUAUGCUCUGUUACUGGCUGAAAGAGGGGCAUCCGUUGUUGUGAAUGAUCUUGGUGGAGGGCGUCAUGGCGAUGGAAGCAGUACUAAAGCUGCUGACACAGUUGUUGAGGAAAUCAAAGCUAAGGGUGGGAAAGCUGUACCAGACUACAACUCUGUUGAAGAUGGAGAAAAGAUUAUUCAGACUGCCUUGGACAACUUUGGCAGAGUUGACAUCUUAAUCAAUAAUGCUGGAAUUCUUCGAGACAGAACAUUUGCUCGCAUUAGUGAUCAGGAUUGGGAUCUUGUUCACCGGGUCCAUCUAAAAGGGUCUUUUAAAACCACUCAAGCUGCUUGGCCUCACAUGCGCAAACAACAAUAUGGACGCAUCAUUAUGACCUCGUCUCAGUCAGGUCUUUGUGGCAAUUUUGGCCAGGCAAACUACAGUGCUGCCAAGUAUGGAUUAGUUGGACUGAACAAUACUCUUGCCUUGGAAGGAGAUAAAUACAACAUUCAUUGCAACACUAUUGUGCCCACUGCUGCUUCAAGGUUGACUGAGGAUAUUCUACCCCCUGACAUGUUUGCUGAAUUGCGCCCUUGUCUGAUUGCCCCUGUAGUAGCCUGGCUGUGCCAUGAGUCUUGUGGAGACAAUGGCAGUAUCAUUGACUCUGGAGCAGGGUAUGCUGCUCAAUGUCAAAUGUACCGAGGUGAAGGAGUUAGUUUGCGUAAGAGAAUAACUGAUGAUCUCUCUAUUGAGGAUGUGAGAGAUUCAUGGGAGAAAGUAACGGACAUGUCCAAAGCUACACCUUUGACAACAAUUCAAGCAGCCACAUCAAACUUAAUGACUGUUCUGGAAGAGUUACGGACAGCUCCUGCAUCUGGAAAAGUUGUUAAGGAUAAAUUCUCCUACACUCCUAGAGAUUUGAUCAUAUAUGCUCUUGGUGUUGGUGCUUCUACUAAGAAUCCUGACGACCUUAGAUUCCUAUAUGAAAAUCACGAAGACUUUGCUGCUUUGCCUAGCUUUUACAUAAUUCCUGGACAAAUGGUGGGAAUGUUCUCCGGUCUUAUUGAUAAUGCUAUUCCUGGGAAAACUGUUGAUCCCACUCAGUUGCUGCAUGGAGAGCAGUUUGUUGAAAUCCUGAAACCCAUCUCAACAUCUGGAACUCUGACAAAUCAAUGCCAGAUUGCUGAUGUUCUGGACAAGGGAAGCAAGGGAGCUGUUAUCCUCAUGGACAUUGACACCUUUGAUGAGGAAGGUGACCAAGUUGCACACAGCCAAAUGACUGUUUUUAUAAGAGGAGCAGGUGAAUUUGGUGGACGUCAAUCAUCAAACAAACAAAUUAUGUGUGCUGAUAGACCCAAGAGGAAGGCAGAUGCCAGCCGAAUUCAGGCUACAAUCCUAGACCAGGCUGCCUUGUACCGCUUGUCAGGUGAUGCGAACCCACUUCACAUUGAUCCUAACUUUGCAUCUAUGGGAGGAUUUGAUAGGCCAAUUCUUCAUGGAAUGGCCACCCUUGGUUUUGCAACUAAACAUGUUCUUGAAUUAUAUGCUGGCAAUGAUCCCUCUUUGGUGAAAACCAUCAAGGUUAGAUUUACUAAGCCUGUAUUACCCGGCCAUACGCUGAAGACAGAUAUGUGGCGUGAAGGACACAGGAUUCACUUCGAAACAUCAACCAUUGAAACUGGAAACAUUGUGAUUUCUGGUGCCUACAUGGAUCUUAAAGAAGUUCAACCUGCUGUAAACCUUCAUAAGGUUGCAGCUGAAUCUUUAAAAUGUGAGGAGAUGUUCAAUGAUAUGAGGAAGCGCAUGGAGGCUGACCCUGCCACCGCAAAGAAAAUCAAUGGGGUUUUCCUGUACAAUAUCACUAAAAAUGGUCAAGCUGCUGGGAAAUGGGUUGUUGACUUGAAGCAAUGUAAACUUUACAAGGGAGAUGCUGAGCCAGGUGUCAAAGUGGACACAACUCUAACUGUAGAUGAUCAGGAUAUGAUUGACAUUACUACUGGAAAGCUCAAUCCUCAAGUUGCGUUCAUGAAGCAGAAGCUCAAAAUCACUGGCAACAUUAUGCUCACCCAGAAACUUCAAGGUUUGUUGAAGGCACAGUCUAAACUGUAAUUGUGAUAUUUUAAUUAUAAAACUUCAAAGUUUCCAUAGUAUAUGUCAUCUGUGACAGUUAUUAAAAUUUUCCUUUGACACUCAAGAA
Molecule: messenger RNA, 2514 nt
Organism: Frankliniella occidentalis (western flower thrips)
Lineage: Eukaryota; Metazoa; Arthropoda; Insecta; Thysanoptera; Thripidae
Gene: Mfe2
Product: peroxisomal multifunctional enzyme type 2
Exons: 15
Coding region: 267-2426 (719 amino acids)
Molecular function (GO): oxidoreductase activity
Source: RefSeq, a predicted model, not a curated record